Papaver somniferum (opium poppy) is the source of this 489-nucleotide messenger RNA. RefSeq names its product zinc finger BED domain-containing protein RICESLEEPER 2-like. The coding region runs from base 1 to 489 and encodes 162 amino acids. The record is from RefSeq and is a predicted model, not a curated record. The transcript is spliced from 2 exons. Lineage: Eukaryota; Viridiplantae; Streptophyta; Magnoliopsida; Ranunculales; Papaveraceae.
AUGAUAAAUUCCAUGCAGCUACCUGCAGAGAAAAUCCUGAGAAUAAGCGUGGACAAAGAAAGAUUACUUCAAUCAAAACAGAAAACACUAGCAUACAUUUUAGUGUCAUCAUCACAUACUGGAGAAGUUCUAGCAUCUGUAGUGAAAUCAGUAGCUCUAGAUUGGAACAUAGAUAAUAAACUUUUUGAUGUAGCUGCUGAGAAUGCUAGAUCCAAUGAUGUUAUGAUGGCAAAUAUGAAGUCAUGGCUUGAUAGCAAAGAUUUUCUAGUUCUUAAUGGGGAUUUGUUCCAAAUGAGGUGUAGUAAUCAUGUAUUGCUCUUGAUUGUGUUGUGUGGAAUGAAAGUAGCUGCUCCAUUUAUAAAUGCAAUUAGAGAGUACGUGAAUUAUGUCAAGUCAAGUCAUGCUAGAAAAGACAGAUUUGAAUGUGUUAUUCCGCAAGUUAAGCUUCCUGCUUCAAGGUCUGUUGGUUUAGAUGCGGAUACCAGGUAG